This is a messenger RNA of Raphanus sativus (radish), 609 nucleotides long. RefSeq lists its product as uncharacterized. The transcript is spliced from 3 exons. The coding region runs from base 98 to 343 and encodes 81 amino acids. NCBI's taxonomy places the organism in Eukaryota, Viridiplantae, Streptophyta, Magnoliopsida, Brassicales, Brassicaceae. The record is from RefSeq and is a predicted model, not a curated record.
AUCACUUAAGCGGAAGAGAUCAGAGACGGACUCUUCGACUAAAGUAAAAAAUCACAAAUUCAACAAAUUUCAGAAGAUCGAAAAAGAAGAAAGGAGGAUGGCUCUGAGUGCGACGAUGGUGGGAGCUUUGCUGGGUCUCGGUACCCAGAUGUACUCCAACGCUCUCCGCAAGCUCCCUUACAUGCGCCAUCCGUGGGAGCAUGUGGUGGGUAUGGGGCUCGGUGCUGUGUUCGCGAACCAGCUCGUGAAAUGGGAUGUUAAGCUUAAGGAAGAUCUCGAGGUCAUGCUCGAUAAGGCCAGAGCUGCCAAUGAGCGCCGUUACUUUGAUGAAGAUCGGGAUUAGUUAUUGAGUGAUCUUUGAAGUCUUCAGAAAAGAAGUAUCUUCCCCUGGAGCCAUCUCAAGUGCUUGUUUUGUUUGUUCUUCCCUUGUAAAAGCUUUUCAUCUACUUUUUUUUCGUAGAGCUUGUUCUCUUUUGCUUCAGCACUAGAGUUCGUUUCACUCAGUUGUGGUUUGCACAAUCCAAAUCACAUGAAUCUGCGUCUACCUUGCUAAUAAUUUCGAAUGAUAAACCUUUCAAUGCUUAAGGGGAUAUUUUUGAGUGAGUCUCA